AUGUCAGAAAUAUUGUGCAAGUGGCUGAACAAGGAGCUGCGACUGUCCAAGUCCGUUGAACCAAAUACCAUUUCCAAGGAUUUUGCCAGUGGCUACCUUAUUGGGGAGGUGUUACAUAAAUACCAGCUGCAGGAUGAUUUCAGUUUGUUUACAAGGAACAACACCUCUAACUCCAAGCUGAACAAUUUUGCUCGCAUCAAGCCCACUCUCCAGUUACUGGGGGUUCCCUUUGACCUGACCACAGCCCAGGCACUGAUGCAGGAGCAGCAGGGCGCCACCACACGUUUUCUUUAUCAGCUCUACAUCUCACUGGAGAAGAAGAAGAAAGCAGGAAUCAGUGCAGCAGUGAUGGAAAUUUCACAGCCUGCUGCUGCUGCCUGUCUGCACAAAAAAGAGAAUGAAAUCUAUGCUGAUCGCCUGCAUAUGGUGGUGAAACGCGAUGCUGACUUGAAGCUGGAGAAAAUUUCUCAGCGCUAUGAGGACAGGACCCAGCAGUGGAAUGACAAGUCUGCGAUGGCUCAGCUGGUCCAGCAGCAGAAACAACUCAAAGUUCAAGAGGAAAUGAGAAUGAAGAACAUUGAGAAGCUGCGUGCAUCUCGCCAGAGGCAGAAUGAGGUCAUGGCACGUAUUCAGGCCUCCAUCGUCCAGGUGCCCAAGCCUCCACCCAACAGAUUGCUCCAGAACCUAGAGAAGAGACGCCAGCAACAGCGACAUAGAGAACAACAAGCUCAGAUAGUCCAGGCUGAAAUAGCCCAGGUUGAGAAGAACAAGAAGACUUUGAUUACAUCUGGUUUUGGUUCUUCCUCAAGUAGCCAGACCCUUCCUGGAGAUUCUUGCACUUGGGGCAGCAGCCAUGGCCGUAAGGUUCUUGGAGGGGGGCCUGAGGUGGUGCUGCAGUCCAACAGCGAGUAUAUCCAGAGGAUCCAUCAGAGGCUGGAGGAGGAUGCCAUGGCGCGCCAACAAAGGGACAAACGACGACGCCAGUUUCUGGUGGAGCAAUUCAAGGCCCAUGAAGCUCAGGAGGAGGCUAAGCGUGAGGAGCAGCUGGUGAAACGUCUGACACGUCAGACCCAGCAGGAACGUCGCCUGGAGGUGCAGCUCCUACAGAUACGCAAGCAGAAGGAGGUGAUCCGGGAGAACCGCCUGUUCCGAGAACAGCAGUACCAGCAGCGGAGAGAGAGGGACUUCCAGGAAGCUCUGGAGAGGGAGGCGGCUUUGGCUCGGCAGGCUAAACUGGACCAGGCUGAAGAGAUCAGAAAGGAGCUUGAACACUAUAACAGGAUUGCUGCUGAACGUGCUGAGAACAGAUACAAGAAGCACUUUAAGAGCUGCCGGGAGAUUUUGGAGCAGAUAGUGGACCUGGCGACCAAGGUUGGAGAAUACCGCCUGUUCACUGGGAAUCUGAUUCCAGUGAAGAUGAUGAGGGAGUGGAAGGAGUUGCUGUUCUGUGGUCUGCCUCAGUAUGAGCCAGUGACCGAAGGCCAGCAGCCAGGGUUCAAGUCAUCCGCCCCGAUAGACUCUGUAGAGCUUGAGAAGCAGGAAACACUCAACAACCAAGACUAUGAUGAAUACACUAACAUGGUAGGUAACUGGGCGUGGCCAGAAGAAGCAGGGGAAACCAAGUGCCCCCCAACCAAAAACAGGAUUCUUGGACAUAUAAUCCUGCGGUUGAGGAACAUUGCACAUCCACCGACUCCGGACAGCCCCUCUCCUUCCUUCACUCACUUUACCCUCAAGGCCUGUGUUUUGGGCAAGCAAUACUCUGGCAAGACCACCUGCUUGGCCAGGAUUGCUGAAGCCCAUGGUAUCUGUGUCUUAUCAGCUGACAUAUUGAUCCAGGAGGCACUGAUGGCUUACCAGAAUGGAGAGGAGCUGUCUACACGGGCCCAGCUGGGAGCAGCUGCUGAGAAGGAGCUAAGAAAAUGUAAAUCUGUCCCUAAUGAACUGAUGGUGGACAUUAUGGUGGAGGCUAUCAGGCAGAUUCCAGCUUAUUCAGGCUGGAUCUUGGAUGGAUUCCCAAUGAACAUCACCCAGGCUGUCUUGCUAGAGAAAGCCCUGGGUGGGUCAGGAGACCUCCAGGGUAGGGCUGUGAGCAGCAGAACUAACCUGGCUAUUGAACCUAACGCAACUAAAAUGCCACAACCCCCAGCUCCUGUGCUGGAUGUGGCUCUGCUUCUGGAUAUUUCUGAUGAACAUGUCAUCGUCCGUGCAGUCCAACAGACCUCAGAGGAGAGUGGACCAGAGGAAAGAUCAGCACCAAACUCAAUCCAGGACCCUGUGACCAUCACCACUGCUGGGACUGCUACUUCUAGUGGUGGUGCUGUUGUUGCUACAGCCUUCUCUCCCAGAAACAAGACCUUGGAGAAGGCACAGAUACAACACAGCAUCAUAGCUUUCCAGGACACCUGGUCAAAACUAGAGAAGUGGUUUGGCAGGAAGCAAAACAUUUUGGUCCGAGUUGAUGCAGAUGUGGAGGAGGAGGAGCUGUACAAGAAGGUGGAGUCUGUCCUGCAGCAUGUUAUGAUGCAAAGACAGAAAGCAGUUUUCACUCCUCCUGUUGAUGAUGUUGUGUUGGAUAGUGGAAAAGCUCGAGACACCUGCUCCUCUGCCACACCUCCACAUGCAGACCAAGUCCCAGGGCUUACAGAGUCCAGUUCCAGCCUCAACCAGGAAACAGCCCUCAGUAGCAAGUCAUGUACCCAGUCGAACACUCUUUCCUCUAGAGGUCAUUCUAGGAAGAUGUCAGUCUGUUCUGUGUCCAAUGAGACCUCUCAGGAAGUUCUCAAGAGCCCGUCAGAGUCUGGCCCUCCUCAUCCACACUCAGUCAGCUGGGUCUAUGUGGAUGAACAUCUGCCUGCAGAGAUUGCAGCGUACCUCUGCCCCUACUGGGACAAAGUGUGCGAAUCAUACGUGAGCAACAUCAAGACUGUGAUGCAGGACUUGCGGUCAGAGCGCAACCUUAUCAUCCAUCACCUAUUCAACACCAGAGAGGAGUUUAAGCAUUACCUGAGUCGUCCAGACCUGAAGCAGGAGUUUGUGUCUCAGUGGCAGAGGGACUACAACAGCAUCCCUGAAGACAUGAGAGGUGAUGAUGAUACCAGAGCAGAGCUGCAUCAGAGACUGGAUGACCUGCGUGAAUGUCUGUGGGACAUUUGUGACAAACGUAAAGAGGAGAAUGAGCAGGAGAGGGCUGCUCUCAUGGGCAACAGGUGGUUGGAGGACCACACCGCUGUUCUCAUUAAUGACUACUCUGCACUCAUGCAGGUGGAGGUGGACCGUUUCCAGAACACUCUAUGUAUUCUCAGGGACUACUAUGGGGGAAUGUGCAGACAUGCUGUGCCUGAUCCACCCACAGACUUAAUCUGUAUCCCCCUAGUGGACAUCACAGACACCGAGGAUCAGGAGGAGAGUUCUGAGCAAACAACUGGAGAUGCGAGUGGUGGGACGGAUGAUGGAGAGGAGAAGAGCAAAACUAAAGUUAUUCUCCUCCCUCGACACAUUCCCUCUAUAGAAGAGGUUUCCAUGCCCAAUGACCAGCAAGAGGCAGACUCUGAAAAGCCACCUGAUGAGAUCCUGAUCUCCAACAUCUAUGAGGCUGCACUCUUAGCCAUCAACAGCUUGGUGUCACAAGAAACCCAAAAGAGUGAGGUGGAGAUCAAUGAAGAAAACCUGACACAACAAGAGAAGGAGAAGACGGAGAAAACCCCAAGGGCAUCUGCAAGUGAAAGAACAAAAAAUAAAAACAAAAUACAAAAGGAAGCAAGAAGCAAGAGUGUAGAGAGGCAAGCUGACCCCUCCCCUCCACGACAGCCCAGCCCUGCACCCGAAACCAAAAAAAGACGAAAUUCUGAGAUUCAUAAACAAGACAAUAGAACCAAGAUACAAAAGGAGUAUGAUGCUGCGCGGGAGCAUGAAGAGCAUGCUGUAAAGGCACGUCUUGAGCUGGUGAGAGGUUGUGCUCUGGUGACGGUGCGCUCCCUGCAGAGAACAACUGAACAGACCUUCAGCAGCUUAAAGAAGUGGCUAGAAGCACAUUAUCUUGCAGAAAUGAAAAAUAUUGAUCAACUAACAGAAGUGGUGCGCCACCACAUUGAGUCUGACGCUAAGCUACAGAAUGAACUGGUGCUGGAAUGCACUGACUUCUAUGUGGAUGGAGACCUGCGCUUGGUGGCUAGCCCACCUCCACCUCCCCGCCCAUCUGCCAUGGAGAAACCUACUAACUCAUCCCUGACCAUAGCUCAGCUAGAGGCACUCUACCAACAGCUAUGCAAAGUGGCUCCAUCAGGCCUGAUGUCCAGUUUUGACUUCACCAAUACACUCCAGAACAUCAUCUCUGUCAACAUGUGCAGCAGGUCCUUGCCUGAGUCCUGGAUCAGCAUGACUGAAUCACAGCUGAUGGAGAUAAUCUCUCUACUAACUCAUGAUGCUGAGAUGUUAGACUGGCAUCGGUUCCUGCUCAGUGCUGCCCUCCCUUGGCCUAUUCCCUCCCUAACACAGCUGCUGAGUGUGCUGCGGCGCUUCCAGGGAUUAGAUACCCACAGCUCAGGCUAUAUCAAUGAGCAGCAAUACUUACAGACUGAGUUGUGGUUUCCCAGUGAGACAGUUCAACCUGUCCCGGAGGACCCCUCUGAGCCUCUGCCAUAUGAUCGCCUGGCCAACCUACGCAAGUUCUUUUUCCAGUUGUUUGCAGACCACUCGGUCUCUCCUCCUCGUUUAGAGUACGUGUCCAUGCUGCAGUACUUUUCAGCCCACCCUGACUCUGCCCAGGGCUUUGUCAGAGCACUCAGUGUGGUGGUGGGACAACAUCUCAAGCAUUCCUCAACCACCCAUCUUGUCAAGUCUAUGCCCAAUAUAAAGGAGGCUGGAACCCCAGAGCUAGAGGGAGAGCACACUGAAGGGGACGGAGAAGAGACUGCCUGUGGAUCGAGCAGUUUGCUGGGGGAGCAGGGAGUGUCCAUCCCUGCCCUGCUUGAUGUCAUUUGCUGCAAAGGCACCAAGAUGGAAGGAUACAACCAUUUCGCUCAAGGCUGCAACAGCCAAGAGGAACACACUGAGAACCUGGUCCGUAUAUUCGGAGAGCUAGGCUACAGGCCUGAGGAGCAUAUCCCCUUCUCAGUCCUGUCUCAGCAUCCUUUCAUCCAGGGCCUGGUGGACAGCUCAACAUACUACAAGCUCAUAGACAUUUAUCAACUGCUACACAUCCAUAAGGAUGAAGGAGAGUUUCAGCGCUUGACAGUUUCCUGAGACUAAUUUUUUUUCUAGGAUUACAAGUUGAAAGUAAAUACAAACAAGUACGCUCUGAUUUAAAAAAUGAAGAAAA
This is a messenger RNA of Myripristis murdjan (pinecone soldierfish), 5320 nucleotides long. It is a transcript of the gene spef2, whose product is annotated as sperm flagellar 2. Gene Ontology annotation, biological process: sperm axoneme assembly. The record is from RefSeq and is a predicted model, not a curated record. Bases 1 to 5244 code for a protein of 1747 amino acids. The transcript has 38 exons. NCBI's taxonomy places the organism in Eukaryota, Metazoa, Chordata, Actinopteri, Holocentriformes, Holocentridae. Gene Ontology annotation, molecular function: protein binding. Gene Ontology annotation, cellular component: sperm midpiece; manchette.